Molecule: messenger RNA, 2220 nt
Organism: Daphnia pulicaria
Lineage: Eukaryota; Metazoa; Arthropoda; Branchiopoda; Diplostraca; Daphniidae
Product: chitotriosidase-1-like
Exons: 5
Coding region: 369-2066 (565 amino acids)
Biological process (GO): carbohydrate metabolic process; chitin catabolic process
Cellular component (GO): extracellular region
Molecular function (GO): chitin binding; chitinase activity
Source: RefSeq, a predicted model, not a curated record
AUUUCUUUCCCUAACGUUCUUGGUUCUUCAAGUUAUAAGUGAGAAUUUAUCGUGUAGUUAACUAAAAUUUCCACAGUUGAAAUGUUUUAUGAUGUUGGUGCUAGGACCGUCAGGUCUGACACAACCAAAUUAACAAAACAACGAAUUUUGUAUCAGUUUCAACAGUUUAUUCAAAAUGCUAUACAGAUGUGAGCGGCUAAUGACCUAUCCUUUUGUAUGGUUCCAUGACGUCAAUCGUAAUGUGGCACCGCUACAAACAAUUUUACAUAAAAAGGAUGCCCUGGAUCGUUGAAAGACAGUCGGUCACAACAUAUGAAUUUUACACAAAAAAAAAAGAAACUUUGGCAUGGUAACAACAGGCAAUUCUAAUGAUGCUUUGGGACUGCAGUCAAUGUAAACUAGACAGACGGCACACAGCUACAGCUCAGCAUAUAAUUGCCUAUAGAAAAAGAACGAGUCUGCCAAUGAAACAAAGCUGGUUAAACAGAGAAAACGAUUAUAUAAGAGCAGGCACAUCCCAGAGUUCGUCCGCAGUUCAAGCUCUACCCUUCACCGAAACCAGAAUGAAAAUGUUACUGCUGUCGCUGAUGGGCCUUUUGGCGUUCGGAUCAUAUCCAGGCAUUUACGCCCAAAGUUCCAGAAUGGUCUGCUACUUCCCCAACUGGUCGCGGUACCGUACAGGCGCCGGGCAGUACACCGUGGACAAUAUCAAUCCGAACUUGUGCACUCACAUAGUGUACGCUUUUGCUGUACUUGAUGGCACGACUUACAAAAUCAAAAUCUUCGAUGACUGGGCCGACAUCUCUCUUAAUGGCUUUCAAAAAGCUGUUGCACUCAAAACCCAAAAUCCCAAGUUGAAGGUGAUGAUUGCUCUGGGAGGUUGGAACGAUUCUAACGAUGGCACUGGCAAGUACUCGAAGCUUGUGUCCAGCACUGCAAACAUCAACACAUUCGUCACUUCGGCUGUGGCUUUCCUACAACUAUACAAAUUCGAUGGGUUGGAUUUGGAUUGGGAAUACCCAUCUACCGCAGCAGAUAAGACUGGGUUCAAGAAUUUGAUUGUAGCUCUUAGGAACGCCUUUCAGUCGUCGGGAUAUUUGUUGAGUGCUGCCGUUUCUGCUUCAGCCGCCUCUAUUGACGCAGGUUACGAUGUUGCUAGCAUGAAUCAGAAUUUAGAUUUCGUCAAUCUGAUGACGUACGACUUUCAUGGAGCUGGUUGGGAGCCGAACACAGCCGAUCAUCAUUCCCCUCUCCUCAAGCGUUCAGGAGAGACGACCAAUUUCAAUUCCGAUUUCGCAGUGACGUAUUGGAUUGGCAAAGGAAUGCCAGCCUCCAAAAUCAAUAUGGGAAUACCUUUAUACGGAAUGAGUUGGAAACUGACUUCCAGUACCAUCGCACCACCAGCUCCCGCUUCCGGUGUAGGGGCUGCUGGUCCCUUUACAUUAACCGCUGGCUUCUUGGCUUACUACGAAAUCUGUAGCGCUGUUCGAUCCAGCGGUUGGCAAGUUAUCCAAGAUCCCACUAAAGCUAUUGGCCCCUAUGCUGUUUCACCGACAAGCCCGAAAACAUGGGUUGGAUACGACGAUCCAGCCAUGGCCAUUGUCAAAUCGAAAUACAUUUUAUCAAAAGGAUUGGGCGGCGGAAUGGUGUGGGACAUUAGUUUAGACGACUUCCAGAAUACUUGCGGUGCUGGAGCAAAUCCUGUCAUAACAGCCAUUUACAGUACCCUGACAAAUGGUUCGGCAACCAUCAUUACCACAACAACGAGAGCCAGCACGCAGACUUCAAGUACCCUUGCAACUACAACGACAACCAAACCUGCUUCAACCACAACUAAACUCAUCACCGCUGUAACAACCCUGUCCACAACAACUGCAGCAUCUACUGGAAUCUUCGUUUGCCCAUCUCCCAGCGGACUGUUUCGAGAUCCUGCUUCAUGUUCGAAUUUCUACUCCUGCGCCAACGGAUAUGCAUAUAAGAUGGCCUGCGGUACUGGAUUGUACUUCAAUCCAAUUUAUCUCGUCUGUGACUGGCCUUAUAACGUGCAAUGCACCAGCAGUGGCUAGGAAAAAAAAAUUUCUGAAAUUUUUUGUUUUAAUCAUUGGCUGAUAAAGGGAAACGCCGGGUUCAAUUUUAGAAAUCUUCAAAUAUUUUAAAACAGAAUAUUUAACUGAUGUAACAGGAUUGAAUACACUUUUUCUAAACCGAAAUAAAAAUUUA